AUGGACAACGACUCGGAAAUACACGGGGACCUACGCAUAGACAUGAAUACUGACCCAUCGUCGGAACUGUCGCGCACCAUUGAUCUCGAAGUGGAUUACUCCGACCUUACGCUCGGCAAGACGAACAAGGGCCCAAGAGAGGUUUCGGCGGAGAAACGACGCGUGUUUCUGGAGCAAACUAGAAAGUGGCGAGUGUCUGUCGACGUCCAAAGGCUUCGACACGGCCUAUACCGAAAUCAAGCCGCAAGUCUGGUAGGAUUUCGUUUCAACUUUUCGAGCCCCGACAUCAAGAGCCGUAUAAUCAGCCUGCAAGUCCGUUUCAGUUUAGUCCCAGCAAAGCAAGGCGAACAGUUCCCACAGGUCCGCAUUUUGGCACCCCACGAGAUUAAUACGGAUGCCGUGGAUGCUCACCUUUCCACGAACGAGGCGCGUAAGAUGGGGGUAUCCAUUGAGCAACCUGGCUUCGGCGUUCCGCUAUUACAGGGUGGUGCGUGGCGGGAGACGGCCAAGACAGUUGAUUACUUGCAUACAUUCCAACAACAGCUCGAGGGCGACCUUUUCACAUCAGAGGAUGCGAAAGACGCGGGACUGGAAGAUGAUAAUUGCGUUGAGUGGAAGGUGUUGGAGAACGAAUUGAGUAAACGUGGAGUCCCUUCAAUGUUGCGGACAGCUGUUGUGUUUACGCGCCCAGCGCCCAUUGUUCACGGACUCCUCGAGGUGCAAGUGAGGACAAGUUCGGACUCACCUCUGGGCACCCUCUUCUGUGGCGCCGCUUGGUCGCGGUCUAGCCCUCUCAUCCUACGACAACAGACGACGGUUGGCUCGCCCUUGCCGUGUGAAAGCCGCGACUUCAGCGAAUUAACGGACGAGGACUUUGGCAGACUGAUAGGAUACGAUCCAUUAACGCCGGAAAUCACCGUUACUUACAGACCGGACGAAGACAUGUAA
This is a messenger RNA of Purpureocillium takamizusanense, 948 nucleotides long. RefSeq lists its product as uncharacterized. The transcript is spliced from 2 exons. The record is from RefSeq and is a predicted model, not a curated record. The coding region runs from base 1 to 948 and encodes 315 amino acids. Lineage: Eukaryota; Fungi; Ascomycota; Sordariomycetes; Hypocreales; Ophiocordycipitaceae.